Bombina bombina (fire-bellied toad) is the source of this 4507-nucleotide messenger RNA. RefSeq names its product BORA aurora kinase A activator (gene BORA). Gene Ontology annotation, biological process: regulation of mitotic spindle organization; activation of protein kinase activity; regulation of mitotic nuclear division. Gene Ontology annotation, cellular component: nucleus; cytoplasm. Bases 258 to 1913 code for a protein of 551 amino acids. The record is from RefSeq and is a predicted model, not a curated record. The transcript is spliced from 12 exons. Lineage: Eukaryota; Metazoa; Chordata; Amphibia; Anura; Bombinatoridae. Gene Ontology annotation, molecular function: protein kinase binding.
GCUGUGGUACCUAUGCGUUAAAACAGCACUUGAUGUGCUAUUUGGAACAUACUAGAUUGUGAAAGUUUUAUUUGCUGAACACCAAUGUGUCUAGUUUUAUUACCUGCACUUAUGAUACUUUACAAAUGUAAGAAACUUACAUACUGCCGACAAGAUACAACAAACUGGUUGUGUUUCCAAUUUUCUGACCUUUGAAAAGACCCUAUUUAGGUUAAAGCUAGCUACAAAUAAUACCUAUUAUACUGCCUGGCAUUAUCAUGGGUGAUGUUCGUGCUCAAUUAUCACCAGAGACUCCAGGCCGGGUGACUAUUCUGAAUCCUUUUGAAAGCCCAAGUGAUUUUUACAGCUUACAAGAACCAUUUGUUUCUAGUCCUACAGUAUUCAAGCCAGCAAAAUCCUCUGCAACUCCUAUACAAUUCAGAUGGUCCAUUGAUCAGCUUGCUGCUAUAAACCCUGUUGAAAUAGAUCCAGAAGAUAUUCAUCGUCAGGCUUUAUAUUUAAGCCAUGCAAAAAUAGAUAAUGAAAUAGAAGAAAGAAGACAAAAGGCUAUUGAAGAGUUUUUUACUAAGAGAACAAUCGUACCUUCACCAUGGACUCAAAAUGAGGCGAAACAAGCUUCUCAGUUUCAUUCAACAAAAUGUAUUGAUCGAAUUAAAGACUCUCCUUUAGGAAGAGAGCAACCUAUAUCAUCUGGAAGGAGUACAGUUGGAUGUCAAACACAGUUGUCAUUGCCAGUUGACUUUAAUUUGGAACAAUUAUUAGGAGAAUAUUUCAGAGGUGCUGAGAGUGCAGAUCAAUCCCAGGAAAAUCUGAGUGCAUCUUCACUAAGAAGAAAGUUAUUUUUAGAUGGACGUGGCAGUUUAUCUGAGGGUUCAUCUCCACCUUCCCCACGGGCAGGGCCAUAUGACCCACCACCUAUCGGAGUGCUUUGUUCAUUAGAUCUAUCUCCUGUCCGUUGCAGGAGUCCAAUGCAAACUCCAAGUUCGGGUCAGUUCUCCUCAAGUCCUAUCCAGGGUGGAAGAAGAACAUGCAGUUUGGGGAGUAUUGCCAGCCCCACUUUCUUAGAAAAAUCACCCUGCAGAAUUCCUUCUCCAUCUUUCUCCCCAAUUGUUUUUAAUUCCGGAAAAACUCCAAUGGCAGAAAAGAAGAAACUGACAUUUCCUUCUCCUGAAACACUGUCUGCUUCAAAGUCAAUGGUUAACUCAUGUGCUAGAAGCCCGUAUAUUGAGGGCUGUUCUCCAAUAAAAAGUAUUUUCGAAUUCCGCUCAAGGCCGUGCAGAGGAAAUGCGCAGUAUAGGACUUCUCUUUUUCAGAUACCAUUUGCUCUUGAUCAUCUUGAAGAUGACAAAGAGAACUCUCCUCCCCCUAAUGUUUUGUUAAAUGAGGACAUUGCAGUACAGUGUCACAGCAUGGAUACCUGUGUAUCUGAAUCACAUGUGGUAAUGGAAACCAUACCCAAAGGACUAUUUACGGCUGAUGUUGGUAGAGAGCAAGGGUCUCUUCAAAACAUGGCAGGACUGAAAGACAAUGAUACUAUAGAAAUGGUUGACCCAAUUGAAAAUGAAGAUGAUCAUACUUGGGUUAAAGAGGUUGCUGUGACUGACAACACACCUAUGACCAGUUUCAUGACUGGCAUAACAUUCAGCGUUGAAAGCUCUCAUAUGUGCAUGUCUCCUUUAGCCGAGAGUAGUGUUAUUCCAUGCGAAAGCAGCAGCAUCCAGGUGGAUAGUGGUUACACUACUCAAACAUAUGGGUCCAGUAUUAUAGAUGGAAUAGGAACUGAAAACUACAGAGAUGGUGAACUUAAAAACUCUGAAAGUCAAAAUAAAUCUCAGCAUUUCAAGGUGAAGUGUGAAUACAAAGUUCGUCAUAAAGAAUCAAAGGAAAAUUUGGCAUCAGGUUUCCUCCACUAACAUUUGAAGAUACCAGCAAUUACAUUCUUGUUCUGUUUUUUUAGGAAGACUAAAAAAUGACUUGGAAGUAAUGUGCCAUAAAAUGUGAAGAUGCGUGAAGCAUAGUACUUGUUUAUUAGGAUAAUCAAUGGCUGCUUUGCACUGUUGCACAACAUAUACAUUUUAUUCUGUUACUGUGUUUUGUGUUCUCUAGGACAGGCUGCCAGUAAGUUGCAAAAUAAAGUGUUGUCAAGAGCAUUACAGCAGGUAAAAUGGUUUCUAUAACUAUGUGAGUCUUGUGCAAUGAUGUCCACAUUUUUAUUUUUAAACCUUUUAAUAUAUGGUGUUUCCUAUAUGUGGAAUUAAAUAAAGCUGCUUUUUAAUGUAAUAUAACUAUGCCCUUGAGGAGAAACUAUAUGAUGAUUUAUUGACCUUAUGUCAUAAUAUAUUGUCUUAUCAAAACAUUUUAAAACUUAUUUAUUUUGGUAAACCGCAUUGUUCUCAGCAUAAUAACCACUCCACAACUGUUGUGAUGCUUUCCUAUAGAAUUGUGCUAAAAAUAAAGGGAUUUGCAGGUACGUGAACUAUAGAAACUCGCACUGAAAUGUGUCCUUUAGAAGAUUUAAAAUGGUUACUUCAACAACCCAGUAGGGCAGUUAGUAAACAUACAUUCGGCUAUUAUGAAUCAAUCCAAAUGCCAAAGACAGUGGGCGCAAGCCACAUUUGGCAAUUUUCGGAGCUGGAUUUCUUCUUGUGAAGUGCCACAUUAAAAUCUAAGUGUUUUGCACUUUCAGAGUAAUAAAUCCAGCUUUGAAAAUUCUCAAAUGCAGCUUACGGCCGCUGUCUUUGGCGUUCGGAUAGGCCUGAAAUAGCCAAAUACGCAUGUCUAGCAGUUAGCUUUGCUCUUAAACCAGAUCACUCCUGAGGCAGACUGCAUGGAUAAGUGCACAUACAACAUUUUCUCAUUUUACAAUUAAAUAAGUAUCAGUAGUUCAAGUUCAUAUCCAUUUAAAAUUUGCUAAUGUUUAAACAAAUUUUUCAAUUUAACAGAAACCAUUUUUAGUUUUUUUUUUAAAUCAAGACUACUUUAAAAUACUUGACUGUAUAUAAAUUACACUAUUCAUUUUAAUAAUCAGUGCAUUAUAAAAAAAAAAUUAUAUCCCUUUUUACUAGUGUAAAAUGAAGUAUUUAUACUGUGGUUUUUAUUUUUUUUUAUUUUUUUCUAAAUGUAAACCUUAUGCAGUUCCCGAAAUUGGUUAAGAAUUGCCCAAUCUAUUUAAACAAUUUCCUUUUUUUAUUUUUUUACUUUGAGCAAUUCUAGAUGUGCUUUAAGAAACAUUGGAUAAAAAAUAUUUACCGCAUUCAUUUUUAUGACAAAGCAAUAUUUUACAUAUAACUGGCUCCCAAAGACAACUCCUAUAGCUCUGUUGAUGGACGUGUGUGUGUGUGUGUGUGUAUGUAUGUAUAUAUAUUCACACUUGCACUAGCCGGAACCCUAUAUUAGCUUUUCUAUAAAGUGUUCUUAAUGAUAACAUCUGUGAUGUCUUUUGAUAUUUGUUAAAUUUUAAAGUUAACUUUUAAAUAUCUUUAAAUGGAAGGGUUUUUUUGUUUUGUUUCAUGCUUGUUAAAAUGUAUUCUGUCCAUCAUCAUGAGUUGUUGAAGUUAUUCUUAUCUGACAGGAAUUCUUCCAUAUGUACAAUUUUUCCUGUUUAAAUAUUUAUAUCUCAACCUUUUCCUUAAUAAGAAGAAAAACGUAAUGUGCUCUUAAAUUUGUAUGAGGGUAUUUUCUGGAAGUAUGGUGUCUAUACUUCUUUAGUAGGUGAUUUGGUUAUACGUGCCUAGUACUGAAUAGAAUUCCUUUUUGUCUUAAAUAAUCACUUAUACUUGAACUGAAAUUAAUAAUCACUUGUACUUGAACUGAAAUUAAUAAUCACUUGUACUUGAACUGAAAUUAAACUUAACACUGUCAUACAUAGUACAAAUGCAUGUUUACAAGUUAUAAGAUAACUAUCCUAAUGAUGCUGGGCUUUGUAUACCAUGCCUGUGGUUUGCCCAGUAUUUUGCCAUUUAAGCUGGAACAAAACAGCCAGUGAAGCUACCUUUCAUAAAGUGGGAGCAUAAUUAAGGAUGGGGUGUUUUGAUUUUUUAAAAUCCGGUUUUGUCCUAAACACCCCUAUUAUUAUUCAUUCAGUCUAUAGAAUGUUGUACCUCCACCAUAUAAUUUUUUUUUAUUUGAUAUGAUUAAAUGCUGAAAGAUGUCUGGACAGUGUUAACAAAUCUGAAUACAGUUGAAUUUGUAAACAACAAUGUAUAAUGGUUUUGUUCUAAAAAAAAAAAAAUUGUAUGAUUUUUAUUUUUUUUACACCUCCAAAGAUGUGCAUCUUGUGCCUUUAAAACAGAAAUUUGCUAACUUUUUUUCUUUUUUGCAGAAUGUUUAAAUGGUUGUUUUAGAUGACCUUAACAAUACUUAUUUAAUGUUUACAUAAGUUAUUUGAUAAUUGUCACAAUUUUGUAAAAACAUUUUUAUAACAUAGUUUCAAUGACUGUGAAAGAAAAAUGCCAUAAUAAAGAAUAAAAUUGUCAGUGUGUGGAUCAAAUGCUGACCAUUAAUGUGG